AAGGACAUGCUGUACACCCUCGGCUGGUGGUUCGCCCAACAAUUCUCGGUGAUGGCCUCCUUGGACGGCAGCGUCGCUUCGUACGGCAGCGCAGCGACGGCGGCGGCAAACCGGCAGAGCGACUGCUACGCCCUCGCCGAGAGCCGCUUCCGGCGGCAGCUCUUCUUGCAGAGGGCGCAGGCGUCGCUUGGCCAUCCCGGAAUGAGGCAGGUCGAAGGCAUUCUGAACAACAUCCGCAGCACCACGAUGACUUUGCUGAGCUCCCUGCCUUGGAUGGACGAGGCGGCUCGCGCCGAGGCCGUCGCCAUUGUUGAGGCCACGGAGUUCGAAGCGUGGAAGCGCCGCCUAGGAAACGAUACCGAGGAAGAUGACCGCACGGCUCGCAGCUGGACGCCAGUCGCAACAGGCGCCGCUGGAUGUCAGACUCCACGCUCGCUUCGUACGAGCGCAAGCUAGGACUGCGUGGCACGGCAGCAUCCAGACCAUGGCGCACGUCGCUGGCCUCGAAGUCGCUCACGCCGCCGUCUUCGGAGCGACGGGAAGCGACGGGACGGAGUCGAGAGCGGAAGUGAAGAAGACCAACUGGCUUCCGGGUGAUACGCGGGCCUUAUCGCCGGAGAUGGUCUUCUUCCUGGUCUACUGCCAUUCCACGUGCGAGUCCAGGCAAAAUGGCGGCGGUGGCAGCGACCAGCACGCAGUCCGCUGCAGCAACGUCCUCAAGCGUGUGGCCUCAUUCGGCCGAGCAUUCGGGUGCCCCGCCGGCUCACCGAUGACGUCGGCGGUGCCCAAGUGCUCGUUCUUUGAGAAAUGAAGACGAUGAAGAACAAUGAUUGGGAACUUCUGUGUGGUUGCUGCGGAGGCAAUGAUGCGCGAUAUAUUCGAGAGUCCUCAAGUUUUGAACGUUAUUGUCCAGGUCUUAUGUUAGGAGGCGCACAUC
Molecule: messenger RNA, 937 nt
Organism: Rhipicephalus sanguineus (brown dog tick)
Lineage: Eukaryota; Metazoa; Arthropoda; Arachnida; Ixodida; Ixodidae
Exons: 3
Coding region: 7-456 (149 amino acids)
Source: RefSeq, a predicted model, not a curated record